AAUUGAGUUUAUUUUGCUGUCAACAUGGCCCACAUUCACUACAAGUUCUCCUCCAAGCUCAGCUACGACACGCUGCUGUUCGACGGGCCGCACAUCUCCCUGGCCGACCUGAAGGAGCAGAUUAUGGGCAGGGAGAAGCUGCGAGCCGGCUGCGACCUGCAGAUCACCAACGCGCAAACCAAAGAAGAGUACACGGAGGAGGGAGGUCUCAUCCCCAAAGGAUCUUCCGUGAUUGUCCGGAGGGUCCCUGGAGUCCGGAGUGGUCCAGUAAAGAAGACUCUGAACAUUGAGAGAUUAGAUGUCCACAGUCACCGCAUCUCUGGAAACAUCAGAGCAAUGGACGACCACAGCUCCACCAACGCUUUGCCUUUAUUCUCCAAGAUGGUGAACCUGGCAGCUGCCGACGUGCCGGAGGAUGAGAAGAUCAAAGUGGUGAUGAACCAGUCCUCGUACGACCCCACGCUAUACCACAAGGCGUUUGGUGCGCCGCUGCCUGCAAACUACACCUGCUACCGCUGUGGCAACACCGGGCAUCACAUCAGACACUGUCCAACCAGCGGGGAUAAAAACUUUGAAGCUCCUCCGAAGAUGAAGAAGAGCACGGGCAUCCCUCGUUCCUUCAUGUUUGAGGUGGACGACCCGACCACCAAGGGGGCCAUGCUGACCAACUGUGGACGUUACGCAAUCCCUGCCAUAGAUGCUGAGGCGUACGCCGUGGGCAAGAAAGAGAAGCAUCCGUUUAUCCACCAAGAGCCUGAGCCAGAGGAGGAGAAGCAAGCCGUGCCUGAAGAAUUGAAGUGUCUGAUCUGUGGUGACCUGCUGGUGGACGCCGUGGUCAUUCCCUGCUGCGGGAACAGUUACUGCGACGACUGUAUUCGCACCGCCCUGCUGGAGUCCGAGGGACACGUCUGUCCCACCUGCAACCUAGCGGACGUCUCCCCCGACUCGUUGAUCACCAAUAAAUUCCUCAGACAGGCUGUGAAUAACUUCAAGAAGGAGAACGGCUACAGCAGAAGUCUGGGAAGGACGUCUGCCGCUCCCCAGUCCCUGGGUGCCGCGCCAACACCGAGUCCUGUGCCCCACAAGAUCCACCUGCAGAACAACAGACUGCAGUCUGAGAUCAGCCAGCCUGGGGCUCAUUCUGCAGUCAGCCUACCAAACCAGCUACCUUCCAAUGAAAGUGAAACAAAGAGACAAGAUCCUUUGGUCCCUUCUGUGCUGCCAUCAAACCAAGCUUCCACACCUGUUCACACCGACCCCAAGCAGCACGCAGGUCCAGGCCCAGGCAGCAUGUACAGCAGCUCCUCCUCGUCUUCAGUUUGUCCCACUGGACUCACCGCUGAACCCCCCUCCUCAUCCCACCCACCUGCUCUGCCUCCUCUGUUCUCCAGCCAUCACUUCCAUCCCUUCCACUCAGGUCAGCGACACCCAAGUCAUCCCAACUGGACUCAGCCGAGCCCUCAGGUGCCCCACAUGCCUCCCCUCCUGCCCUCCUCCAUGCCUCCCCUCACCCAGAGGGACUGGUUCAGUCAUCAGCACCAAGAGAGAGAAAGGUGUCCGCCUGCGUCCGACAGGUCUUCGCACGCACGGUCCUCCCGCAGACACUCCUCUCGUUCCAAGUCCAAAUCCUCUCGCUCUUCCAGCAGAUCCAGUCGAUCCCGGUCCAGAUCUCAUGGCAGAUCAAGGCCCAGGUCCUCGUACUCCCGGCAAAAAGUCCCGCACAGUCGCUCCUACAGCUACGGCUACAAGAGGUCCCGCUCGCCCACGCCGUCCUCCUCAUCUUCACCCCGCCAGGGCUCCCAAUCCGAGCGCAGACACCGCCAUCACAGCAAAAGGUCUUCUCACAGCAGCCACAAAUCCAGCAGACGAGCGGACCGCUCGCCGUCGCCGGGGAGGACGACGACGGGCGACCCCGGGCGGCGUCACGCCAGCCUGGACGCCGAGGGCGAUCACUACCAGCAGUGGAAGCUCCAGUACAAGGAGUGGUACGAGAAGUACUUCAGCAGCUACGUCAGCCACUACCACCACCUGCCGCCUCCGCUCCUCUCCCUUCCUCCUCCCCCGAAUCCCAUGUGGGCGGAGCAAGCGGAGAACCAAGCCGGCCGCGGGUUGGACGCCCCUGCGGCGAACCGCCGCUCCCCUCCGUCCCAGUCGUCCAGCGAGAGUCGCUCUCUUCACUCUGCCUCAUCCAGUCGCUCUCCGCCGUCUGCCUCUUCCAGCGACUGCAGCUCGCCGCCGUCUGAAGGCUCCGCCCCUCGGCGGGGGAGUGCCGAGAAGGACCGCCACGCACAUUUCAAAGGCGAGCGCAAGAGGACGAGGAAGUACGAAGACGAAAAGACGUUUUCGGCGGACGUCACGGACAGGAAGGAGAUAAAGAAGCGUCGCACCGAGUCCACAGCGGCCAGCGACCAAAUUGACUUGCGAGCUGAGAGAAAGGAGGAAGCAAAAGGAAGAGAAGGUGCAAAGAAAAGUAGAAGAGGCCAGGAUGAGGAGAGGCGUCGCAGCAAAGGGGAGAAGGACUCGCACUCUGAGGGCGGAAAGAGAGAACGGGAGGACCAGAAGAAAAGGAACAGAGAGAGUGGCGGGAAGAAAGCACUUCCUGUCAGAGCCACGGACAUCUGGCAGGCGGGGAUGAAAGUGAAACCGCAGAAGAAAAUUAGCAUCAACAUCAAUCUGGACGGGAAGAAGCCCGCAGAAAAAAGUCAAAUACGGCAAUCGUCUCCUUCUGAGAGGACGGUGGAGAAACCCCAGGAAGACAUGGAGGUGAUGGAAGAUGGUGACACGUCACAGGCAAACAUUCCAGACGCUGAACCAGAAAGCAAAGCCGUGGGAGAAGAUGAAGAUGUCACCUUGUCACUGGAGCAGGAGGAACCUACAGCUGAGGAAGAAAUACGUGUGGAGAACAUCAGCCACGAGGAGGACGUGACUGAAGAUGGUGACAAGUUGGAGGCAGAACCUUCAGAAACUGAACCAGAAAGCAAAGCAUUGGGAGAAGAUGAUGAAUAUGUCACCAUGUCACUAGAGCAGGAGGAAGAAUCCACUGUGGGACAGAAAGAAGAUGGUGAGACGUCACAGGGAAACAUUCCAGACUCUGAACAUCAGCAAGAGACUGAAACAGACCGAGAAACCAAACAAGUGAAAAAAGAUGAAAACAAGGUAGAAGAUGUCAUCAUGUCACUGGAGCAGGAGGAACCUAACGCUGAGGAAGAAAUACGUGUGGAGAAUAUCAGCCAGGAGGGGGACGCGACUGAAGAUGGUGACAAGUUGAAGGCAGAACCUUCAGAAAGUGAACAAGAAUGCAAAGCAGUAGAAAAAAAAGAUGAAGAUGUCACCAUGUCACUGGAGCAGGAGGAACCUACAGCUGAGGAAGAAAUAAGUGUGGAGAAUAUCAGCCAAGAAAAGGACGUGACUGAAGAUGGUGACAAGUUGGAGGCCAAGAUUCCAGACUCUGAACAUAAGCAAGAGACUCAAACCAACCAAGAAAGCAAACAAGUGAAAGAAGAUGAAAAUCAUUUAGAAGAGGUCAUCAUGUCUCUCGAGCAGGAGGAACUUACAGCUGACAAAGAAAUAAGUGUGGAGGACGUGACUGAAGAUGGUGACAAGUUGGAGGCAGAACCUUCAGAAAGUGAACCAGAAAGCAAAGCAGUAGAAAAAGAGGAUGAAGAUGUCACCUUGUCACUGGAGCAGGAGGAACCUACAGCUGACAAAGAAAUAAGUGUGGAGAAUAUCAGCAAAUGGCAGGAAGUGACUGAAGAUGGUGACAAGUUGGAGGCCAAUAUUCCAGGAAGUGAACAUCAGCAAGAGACUGAAACAGGCCGACAAGUGAAAAAAGCCAAAAACAAUUUAGAAGAUGUCAUCAUGUCUCUCAAGCAGGAGGAACUUACAGCUGACAAAGAACUGAUUGUGGAAAACUGCAGCAAUGAGGAGAUGUUUCCACCUGAUGAGCUGCAAGGAGUAGAGAAGACUCCAGAAGCUGAGAGAGCGGAUGAGAGCGUGAAGGAGGAGGAAGAGGACAGGAGUGAGACAAAGGGAGACCAAGAGUGUGUCACUACUGAAGAUGAGGAGCGCACACGUGAGGAAAACUUGCCAGCAAACUGGAAAGAGGAAGUGAAGAUGAUGAAGAUCAGCCAUGAAGAAGAUGCUCUGAUGAGGACGUCACACUCCAGUGAAGAAGAAGACAAAGCUGGCAGCGGCACUCUCCCAGCGGACUGCACAGGAAGUGAGGAGUUUGCAGAGGCAACGGUUGCCAUGACGACGCUGCCACGGCAACACCUGCGUCAUGAAGGCCUCGGCAUACGUGAAGUCGUGCAGGUUCCCUUCUUGCAGUACGAGAAAGAAGACGGUGAUGACAACCAACAGGAAGUCCUUUCAUCAUCACAGAGUCUGGACCAGAAGACCACCAUGGAAGGUGCUGAGAAAGCAAGUCCCUCUAGUGGUGGUGACAUCAGGGACGAGGAGUCUUCAAGUCAUCUCUUGUCCAAUCAUCACGCUGACCAGGACUCGGCACAGGAAGACGGACUCUCGCUUCUUCUCGGUGGAAACUCAAAGGAGGAUCCAGCAAGUACGGAACACCACCACGACCGACUACCUCGCUCUCACGCCUCAGGAAGACCACAAGGACGCUCGGAGCUCAGCUGGUCCAAGACCAGCGCCGCCAGUCUGCCUCCAAGACCCUCUGUGAGCCGAAGGGCCGAGAGGGUGAGACCCAAAGCCGAGAGCCGGGAGGAGCAGUGGAGGAAGUACAAGCUGGAGAAGAUGCUGAAGGAAGGCCAGGAGGAGAGAGCGAGGACGGAGGAAGACCAGGACCAAGGUGAGAGACGGGAGAGUAGUCUUUGCUCCUCAUCCAGCGUGAAGAUGAGCCAAGAUGUGAGGAGGACAAAGAAGCACCAGAAGGAGAAAAGUUCUUCCCUGGUUGUGAUUCCUCCAUGAACUUAUUGCACUUUAUUAUUCUUUAGAAUGAAUCAUGAAUCUAUGAUUGAACUGCCAUCACUGAAUGACUGAUUAUUCAUCAUUCAUGUAUUCAUGCUGUGGGUUUUCUUAUUUCCACUUAUCAUUUGGGAAAAUAAUUACUUGCUGCUAAUGAGCUGACACAGCAUUUUUUUUUCUUCCUGUUUUGAAGGAAAUAAAAUAAAAGUUGCGAAAUAAUUGUUUUUUUUAUGCUCAUUAGCAACAUCAGGGUGUCCAAACUUUUU
Molecule: messenger RNA, 5192 nt
Organism: Nerophis lumbriciformis (worm pipefish)
Lineage: Eukaryota; Metazoa; Chordata; Actinopteri; Syngnathiformes; Syngnathidae
Biological process (GO): protein ubiquitination; ubiquitin-dependent protein catabolic process; mRNA processing
Cellular component (GO): nucleus
Molecular function (GO): nucleic acid binding; zinc ion binding; ubiquitin protein ligase activity
Source: RefSeq, a predicted model, not a curated record